Messenger RNA from Syzygium oleosum, 1271 nucleotides. Its product is annotated as deSI-like protein At4g17486. The record is from RefSeq and is a predicted model, not a curated record. Gene Ontology annotation, molecular function: deubiquitinase activity. NCBI's taxonomy places the organism in Eukaryota, Viridiplantae, Streptophyta, Magnoliopsida, Myrtales, Myrtaceae. The coding region runs from base 344 to 1012 and encodes 222 amino acids. Gene Ontology annotation, biological process: protein deubiquitination. The transcript is spliced from 3 exons.
AUGAGGAUGUCCAUUAUUUAUGAAACCAGAUUUAUAUAUGAGCCAAAGUCCAAAAAAGAAAGACCGGUGCGGCACUACUUGCCGCCGAUGGAACCCCAUGGAAAGAAGAUUCUCAUUCUCUUCUCAGAUUUGAAAAAGAGCCCGAAAAGAGAACAGACAGAAAGCUAAUGAUUCAUGUCAAGGAUUGUUAUUUGUGCAUUGGAUGAUCUGGUAUCGUUUCAGGAGGGUCAGUCACUAAAUUCACUGAGAAGAGUAACGGUUGUUGGGCUUCGUUUCUGAAGAGGAUGGACGGGUCAUUAUGAUUGUGUUUUUUGAAUUUUUGAAUGGUGGGUGAGAUAAGAAGAUGUUGUGCAGAGGAAGUUCAACGAGUGAGUGUGUUGCUGGAUCUGUCCCAGUCUACCUCAACGUGUAUGAUCUGACGCCCUACAAUGGCUACGCCUACUGGCUCGGCCUUGGAGUUUAUCAUUCCGGCGUACAAGUUCAUGGGGUUGAGUAUGCAUUUGGAGCUCAUGAGUACCCAUCGACUGGGAUCUUUGAAGGCGAGCCAAAACAGUGUGAAGGGUUCACGUUUAGGAAGACAAUACUCAUUGGGAAGACGGAUAUGAGUCCUGCAGAAGUUAGGGCAAUGAUGGAGGAUCUAGCUCAGGAAUACAGAGGAAAUGCGUAUAAUCUCAUCACCAAGAACUGCAACCAUUUCUGCAAUGAUGCUUGCAUUAAGCUCGCUGGAAAUCCUAUACCUAAUUGGGUCAAUCGUCUAGCCAGAAUUGGGUUUCUUUGUAACUGUGUUCUUCCAGCAAGUCUAAAUACAACCAAGGUUCGGCAUCACAAAGUGGAAGACAAAACUCAAGACGGAGAGAAGAUGAAACUGAGGAAUGGUUCGAGUAAAAUUUGUUCGUCCAACUCUUCAUCUAACUCUUCGUCCUCGUCUCCUAGUAGUACAGCUCGUGGCAGAAGCCGAAGCAGACGAACUCAGCCUCCAUCGUCCCCGUUGAUCAUUCGUUCCCCCUCAUAAAAAGAGAUUCGUUGAUUUCUUGCUCGAAAUGCUGAAACACAAGCAGUCGCCAGCUUCACUGAACUUGCCGAGUACGAUGCGAGGGCAGUCCAUUUCAAUGGUUUUUUCUUUGUCAAAUUCUUUCCGUGUCAUACCAUACGACGCUAACAACUUUUUUGUAAGAGCAAGCAGCUCAUAGUUGUACAUGCCUGAAUUAUCAGCUGAUGAUUGGCUGCUGCUGCUGCCAUUUGCAUUCAUUUCGAUUCGUUUUGGUUGCCUC